AUGUCCGCCAUUCGUAUGAUUCCUUCCCAGCUGCUGCGCACGGCCGGCCUGCGUACGAAGCUGCCUGUGAUGUCGCGCGCUAUCUCGUUCAGCUCCGCCGCGCUCAAGUUCAAGCACUGGGAAGCGCCGGACCGCCCCAAGAUCAACCCUGAAGAUAUGCCUACGAACCCCGGCCCCAACCCGAACCCCAGCAACAUUGGUGUGAAUGCCGUGCUGAAUCUGCGCCCUGAGUCCAUGGACAAGCACACUACGUCCAUUUUUGCCGAGUUUUCGCUCGAGGGCAAGACGGCUGUGGUGACGGGCGGUAACCGCGGUCUUGGUCUGGAGAUGGCGCUGGCCUUUGUCGAGGCAGGUGCGCACGUCUACGUGAUUGACCGUGCUACGGAGCCAUGUGAAGACUUUAAGAAGGUCGCCAAGCACUGCCACCUGCUUGACCGCCAGAUUGAGUUCAUCACGGCGGACGUGACGAACGUUGAAGAGAUGAACGAGGCGAUGCAGUACAUUGAGAAGGACUCGAGCACCGGCACGGUCGAUGUGUGUGUGGCCAACGCUGGUAUCAUGCAGUCGUACCCUGCGAUGGACUACCCCGUGGAUGAGUUCCGCAAGGUGAUGGAGGUCAACACGAUCGGCGUCUUUAUCACGGCUCAGGCCGCCGCGCGUGUGAUGCGCGACAACCCGAAGGUAAGAGGCUCGAUCAUCCUCACGGCGUCCAUGUCCGGCACGGUCGUGAAUCGUGACCAGUCGUGGGUGGCGUACAACACGAGCAAGUCGGCCGUGCUGCAGCUGGGCCGCAACCUCGCUGCUGAGUGGGGUCCGUACAACAUCCGUGUCAACACACUCUCGCCGGGCUACUUCCGCACGAGUCUUGUGGCCAGCCAGCUGGAUGCCGACCCUGGCAUGAUGAAGCGCUGGAGCGACGCGAACCCGAUGAACCGCAUUGGCCUGCCGCACGAACUCCGUGGUGUGGUCGUCUGGCUCGCCAGCAACGCGUCGUCCUUCUGCAACGGCUCGGACAUUAUUGUCAGUGGUGGCCACACCAUUUGGUAA
This is a messenger RNA of Malassezia restricta, 1047 nucleotides long. Its product is annotated as short-chain dehydrogenase. Gene Ontology annotation, cellular component: intracellular anatomical structure. The record is from RefSeq and is a predicted model, not a curated record. The coding region runs from base 1 to 1047 and encodes 348 amino acids. Gene Ontology annotation, molecular function: oxidoreductase activity, acting on NAD(P)H, oxygen as acceptor. The transcript has a single exon. NCBI's taxonomy places the organism in Eukaryota, Fungi, Basidiomycota, Malasseziomycetes, Malasseziales, Malasseziaceae.